GUUCAACGCUGCAGCAAUAAUUUAAAGAUAAAUACCGAUAAAAUGAAACUAAUUAUCCUUGCUUUUGCCUUAAUUGGUUGCGUGGCCGCCCAAUUUGACUCCGCCACACAAGGCCCAAAUCCACAGGAUAUUGCCACACCAGAACCCGAAUACAUCGACAUCGAUGAGCCGCCACCAGCGCCUGUUGCCGCACCAAUUCCAGUGCAGUCACGCGCCAGUUUCGCUGUAGCACCAAGACCCGUAGCUCGUCCCAUCCCUGUAGCUCGCCCCAUCCCGGUAGCCGCUCCAUCCUUUGCAUACUCACCCAGCCAAUCCUACCUGCCACCCGGCAGUGCCCAAAUACCCGGACAUAUUUUCAACCCACAAAGCGGUUACAACUACAGACAAGUACGCAGACGAGUUUUCUAUCGCCGUCGCUACUAAACGGUGGCUAACUGGUGCCAAUCCAAAAUAUUGUUGACCAUUAACCAAGUUGCAGCACACUAAUCAAAUAGAGAGAGCGCAAAUCAACUAGCCUUUUCAACGAGGUACAACGGAUGCGCAAGGCAUUUCUAACGGCAUGCCUAUAUGACAUUUUUUAGUUAUUUAAAAUAUUAAUUCCUAAGUUUUGAUUUGAAAUGUGCAAUUUUUCGAUUGACCUGGUGAAAAAUCAAUUUAAGUCUAAUUCCGCCCAUUGCUGCAGCGCCAUACAAUUUUCGU
Messenger RNA from Anastrepha obliqua, 699 nucleotides. RefSeq names its product cyclin-dependent kinase inhibitor 1C. The coding region runs from base 43 to 423 and encodes 126 amino acids. NCBI's taxonomy places the organism in Eukaryota, Metazoa, Arthropoda, Insecta, Diptera, Tephritidae. The transcript has 2 exons. The record is from RefSeq and is a predicted model, not a curated record.